CAUUAGAUUAAAAAAAACUAAGGGCUGUGAUUUGCCAUAACAGUAAUAAGAAAGUCACAAUUUUCUUAGUAAUAAGCGUGAACAGUACGUACUCACUGAGGAAAAAAAAAUCAAAAAUCCAUACCUCUCAUCAUCGAUUGAUUGAUUGCAAACUAAAGUCGAACUUUUCUAUCGAGAUCGAAAUUCAUCCAUCAAAGUAAUUAUCAUCAGAGGAUUUCAUGGAAAUUCAACCUACUAUGGAAGACCAUAAUCAACAUACUCCAAUAAUACAAGUAGCAGCUCAAACGAAUACUUCCAAUACAGCUACAUGGGUUACUCCUAGAGCACGCCCUUUUGUUACCCCGGGAGGAACAAGGGAGUGGAUGCCUUUGUGUUCUAAUGAGUUAACACCUGUGUUAGGGAUGACGUUUGAUAGUUUGGAAGAAGGGAUUAAAUUUUAUGAUGCUUAUGCCCUACAUUGUGGCUUCAACACUCGAAAGUCGACGACUAACAAGAACAAGAGUGGUGUUGUUGCAAUAAAAUAUUGCUUAUGCAAUAAGGCGGGUUUUAAACAGAAGCGUAAGACAAACAUUGAGGACAAACCGAAACAAAAGGAAGAUGAAAAAGCUUCUACUAGAAGAAGGUUGGUGACAAGAGUGGGGUGUAAAGCUCAGUUGGUUCUUAAGAUUCGGGAGGAAGGCGGAUAUUUUGUCAAAAACUUUUAUGAAGGACAUACCCACCCUCUUUACACCCCAAGUUGUAGAAAAUUUCAGAAGCAAGGUAGAAAAAUGACAAUUUUGCAUAAGAAGUUCAUAGUUGAUAAUUCAAAACUGAAUAUUGGGCCAACAAAAAGUUUUAGAAUCUUAAAAGAGAAUGUUGGUGGAUAUGAUAAUAUCGGGGCUUCAAAACAAGAUUUCAAGAAUUUCUCAAGAGAUCUAAAAGCAUAUAUUGAUGGCUCUGAUGCUCAAAUGUUUGUGGACAAUUUUAAAAUGAAAAAGUUAUUUUGGGGUGCCUUCUUUUAUGAUUUUGAGGUAGAUGAUGAACAAUGUCUUACUAAGGCUUUUUGGGCGGAUCCCAUUUGUAGGAAGAACUAUGCUUUGUUUGGGGAUAUGGUCUCCUUUGAUACCACUUAUGAGACUAAUCGGUAUAAUAUGGUCUUUGGGCCUUUUACUGGUGUUGAUCACCAUAAAAUGUAUCACAUUUGGUGCCGGUUUUACUGCCAAGGAAGACAUAAGCUCGUUUGAGUGGUUGUUUACCACUUUCUUGAAGGCAAUGGGAAAUAAUGAACCCACUUGUUUGAUAACGGACCAAGAUCCAGCAAUGAAAAUUGCAGUGAGGAAAGUUUUCAAAGAAACGGAGCACCGGUUUUGCAUGUGGCAUAUUAUGGAGAAGGUGUCUGCCAAAAUGGACAGAAAUCUUUUGAGUGAGACAGACUUCCAUGAAAAGUUACGAUUAUGUGUGUGGGACCUAGGGUUGGAGCCUUUAGAAUUUGAAGAAAAAUGGAACAAAUUGAUUGCUGAAUUUAAGUUGGAAAAACAUGAGUGGCUAACUGAGUUGUAUAAGAUAAGAAAUAUGUGGAUCCCGGCUUAUUUUAGAGAUUUAUUCUUGGGUGGGAUCAUGAAGACAACUUCGAGGUCGGAAAGUGAAAAUCACUUCUUUACCUCCUUUACUAAUCCCCAUGUUACUCUUGUAGAGUUUUAUAUGCGCUUCGAAACUGCGAUGGAUUCACAAAGACAAUCACAAGCUGAAUUUGACAAUGACUCAAAGAACAAAUUUCCAGAAUGUAAGACACCGUUGCUCAUUGAGAAGCAUGCUUCAGAGGUAUUUACGCACUCCAUAUUUUAUCAGGUUCAAGAGGAGGUGUAUAGUGCUUGUUUUCUUGUGGGAUUAUAGAGUUCAAAAGAGAAAAUGACUUAGAAAUGGCCACAGUUAAUGAGGUGAAUCGUAAAAGAACGUUUGAGGUAGUGUUUAAUAACACAAACUAUGAAACAAAUUGUUCAUGCAAGGUAUUUGAGAGACAUGGUUUACCUUGUAGGCACAUGGUUUGGGUAUGGAAGGCAAAGAACCUAGCCAUGAUUCCUGAGAAAUAUGUUCUUAACAGAUGGACUACAAUGGCAACAAAAAAGCCAAUAUUUGACUUGGAAGGCAACAUUUUAGACCAAUGCACAAGAAUGGUGGACAAGAAGAAAAUCUUGAAUGAGCUUUGGUCAGAAAUUUACAAUUGUGUAAGUGAGGCUGAGCAGAAUGAAGAAGAUAUUGCUGAACUUGUUAAAAACCUUCGGACCUUGAGAUUGGACAUGGAAGCCAAAAAGAGUGCAAAUAACACUCGUAGCAAAGCACAAGACAUAGAGCUCCUAAUUGGAUCUGUGGCUCCUAGUGAGACAACAAUCAAACCCCCUAAGAUAUCAAGUAACAAGGGAAGUGGCACUAGAAGCGGAAAAAGGAUCAAGGGAGAGAGGGAGAAGGCAAUUGAGCAACAUCAAAAGAAAAAGAGGUUAUGCAGCGCUUGUGGAGAGCUUGGAUACCAUGACCUUCGAAAUUGUCCGUCAAAGAUACCUUCAUGAUCUAAGUUAUUACGUGGUUCUCUUUUGUGAAUCAUCCAUAUCACAAGAUGGUGCACACAUCGACAGAGAAGCAGGAAUCAAGAUGAUGCUCAAACAAUGAAAGUGCUGAUCUUCUCCGUUUUUCUCUAGUUAUUUAUACCAGCUUACUUGAUAUAUAUGGGUCCUUUUUGAACUCUUUAAACUAGACUUCAAUUGUGAUAUUUGAAUAUACAUUUUUGCCUAGAAAAGAUUACCAAAUUGUCGUCUCUUUUUGGCUUCCAUGAUCUUUGUGAAUUUUGUUUCAUGAUAGUUCCAUGAUCUUCCCCGUU
Molecule: messenger RNA, 2851 nt
Organism: Beta vulgaris subsp. vulgaris (sugar beet)
Lineage: Eukaryota; Viridiplantae; Streptophyta; Magnoliopsida; Caryophyllales; Amaranthaceae
Product: protein FAR1-RELATED SEQUENCE 5-like
Exons: 4
Coding region: 219-1223 (334 amino acids)
Source: RefSeq, a predicted model, not a curated record